AUGUUUUCACGGAACAAGGAGCUCUCGCACAUGUCGUCCCUCUCGGGGCUGCGGACGCGCUUCAAGAACAGCAUGUCCUCGUCCGCCAAGAUCCGCAGCUCCGAGGGCUGCUGGACCUGUCGCCUGCGCCGCAAGAAGUGCGACGAGGUCCGUCCCGUCUGCGACGGCUGCGCCCAGCUCGAAAUCACCUGCUACUACAGCGAGACCAAGCCCGACUGGAUGGACGGCGGCGAGCGCCAGAAGGAGAUGGCCGACAACCUCAAGAAGCAGGUCAAGAUCCAGGCCAACAACCGCCGUGAGCGCAAGUACCUGCAGAGCCUCGACGUCGACGGCAACCUCAUUGGCGGUUCCGAGGACGGCGAUCACGGCAUGCCUCCCGUCCCGGCGCUGAGUGCCGAUGGCGGCUCGUCCAAGGCGACCGAGUCCAAUAGCCCGUCGACGGUGAACGACACGCCCGGCGACUCGUCCAGCCCGCCCUUCCACAUGGGCUCCGUCAAGUCGUCCAUCCACGAAAUCGCGACCGGCGGCUCGCCGGAUCAGAUGCGCCAACUAACCCCGGAAUGGACUAACCACUCCAGUCCUCCGGCCGCUGCGGCAUCGGUUCCCACACUCACCACCCUCCCGGCCUCUCACCCCUCCGUGCCCAUCUCGGCCGACCAGGCCAACCCAACGCCCCCGUUCGCCGACGGCUCUAACCUCAGCUUCAUCAUGAUUUACCUCGACUACGUCUUCCCCUUCCUCUUCCCCUUCUACAAGCCCGCCCUGCUCGAGGGCGGUCGCGGCUGGCUGCUCAACGUCCUCAACCACAACAAGGCCCUCUACCACACAGCCCUCGGCCUCUCGUCGCACUUUUUCGGCGUCGUCCUCACCGGCGCCCAGGUCGAGCACGCCCCCUGCCGCAUGAAGUCCGUCGCCAGCCUGCAGCACCAGCUCGACCUCGCCCUGCGCGAGCUCCGCGCCGACAUGGCCCGCAUCAACGAGGGCGGCGUCGAGGACCAGCUCCGCCAGGGCUGCCGCGUGCUCGAGAGCAUCGUCCAGCUGCUCAUCUUCGACGUCACCCUCGCCUCCACCAGCCACUGGCACAUGCAUCUCGACGCCGCCACCGUCGUCUUCCAGCAGAUCCUACCGCAGCCCGACCACUGGGACCCCACCAUGCAGCACAUGGCCAUCCCCAUGUUCUCCGGCGUCGACUUCCCCCCCGGCUCCCACAAGCCGUGGAGCUCCGACCAGGCCGCCCUGCGCUUCUUCACCGCGUCGCUGCUCUACUUCGACAUCAUCUCCGCCACCGCCCUCGAGCGCCCGCCCACCCUGCAAGCCUACCACCGCCACCUCCUCUCCCCCCGCAAGGAGGAGUGCCUCGAGCUCGAGCCCCGCCUGCGCCUGGAGGAGUACUUUGGCUGCCAGAGCUGGGUCCUCAUGCUCAUCGGCGAGAUCGCCGCCCUCGACGCCUGGAAGAAGGAGACCCGCCGCGCCGGCUCCCUCUCCAUGACGCACCUCGUCUCGCGCGCCGCGUGCCUCGAGCUCGCCCUCCGCGAGGGCCUCGCCUGCAUGGACAACCAGUGCCCGCAGCUCUUGGGCUCCGACGAGCUCACCUCGUGCGCCGGCGCCUGCAGCAUGAUGGACUACCCGCCGCCGCACCCGACCCACGCCGACACCACGCGGCUGCCCCCGGACCCGCUGACGCUGUACCAGCACCAGCAGACGCGGGACUCGGUCGAGGCCUCCAAGAUCCAGACAAAGAUCUGGGCCUACGCCGCGCUGACGUACCUCUCGACCGUCGUCUCCGGGUGGCAGCCCUCGUGCCCGGAGACCAUGACGAGCGUGCAGGCGACGCUGGACCUGCUCAACUCGCUGCACAGCCCCGUGUGCCUGCGGACCGCCGUGUGGCCCUUCUGCGUCAUCGGGUGUCUCGCGGACCCUUGCCAGGAGCACAUGUUCCGCGAAAUGGUCGGCAAGAUGGGCCCGCUCGAGGUCUUUGGGUCCAUCAAGGCCGCGCUCGGCGUCAUGGAGAACGUCUGGGCUAAGCGGGACACCAUUGACGAGAGCUGGGACCUCGCCGCUUGCUUCAAGGUUCUUGGCCACGCCGUGCUCCUGACUUGA
Colletotrichum spaethianum is the source of this 2100-nucleotide messenger RNA. Its product is annotated as pestheic acid cluster transcriptional regulator 3. Lineage: Eukaryota; Fungi; Ascomycota; Sordariomycetes; Glomerellales; Glomerellaceae. Gene Ontology annotation, biological process: positive regulation of transcription by RNA polymerase II. The record is from RefSeq and is a predicted model, not a curated record. The transcript has a single exon. The coding region runs from base 1 to 2100 and encodes 699 amino acids. Gene Ontology annotation, molecular function: transcription cis-regulatory region binding; zinc ion binding; DNA-binding transcription factor activity, RNA polymerase II-specific. Gene Ontology annotation, cellular component: nucleus.